Molecule: messenger RNA, 1866 nt
Organism: Tyto alba (common barn owl)
Lineage: Eukaryota; Metazoa; Chordata; Aves; Strigiformes; Tytonidae
Gene: CDKN1A
Product: cyclin dependent kinase inhibitor 1A
Exons: 3
Coding region: 106-558 (150 amino acids)
Biological process (GO): regulation of mitotic cell cycle; signal transduction by p53 class mediator
Cellular component (GO): nucleus
Molecular function (GO): cyclin-dependent protein serine/threonine kinase inhibitor activity
Source: RefSeq, a predicted model, not a curated record
GGGAAAUCCCGGGCGACGCGGUGAGGCCCCGCCCCGCCCCGGUAUAAAGCGAGACGCGACGGGCCCCGGCGGUUGCGAGACGCGGCGCAACGCGACGUUGCCACGAUGCCUCUGUUUCAGAGCAGGGCUGGGCAGAUGCCAUGCAGCAGCAAGGUGUGCAGGAACCUCUUUGGCCCUGUGGAUCACCAGCAGCUCCAGAAUGAUUUUGAAGACCUGUUGAGGCAACAGCUGGAAGAAGCUCAGCAGCGCUGGAACUUCAACUUCGAGACGGAGACUCCCUUGGAAGGACAAUUCAAGUGGGAAAGGGUCUUCCUGGCUGAGCAGCCGCCCCAGGAGAUCCACAGCCUGGUCAAGGCCACCAGCAGUGAGAACAGGAGCUCCUUGGUCCACAAGGUCCCCUCCAAGGACCGUCUUGGCAGGAUUUCCCCUGAGGGGUCUCAGCAGAGCUUGGGGAUUUACAGGGCUGAUUCCCCACAGAGCUUGAAACGUGGGCAGACCACUAUCAAAGACUUCUACAGCUCCAAGCGGAGGAUUGUCCCUGACAAGCCCAAGCUGUGACAUGGUGGAGCUUGGCUCCUCUGCUGCUGGGGACAGCCGCUGAUGCUGACGUGCUCUGGGGGUGUCCGUGGCUUUUUCCCCCCACCCUGUACUGUGUAAGCUGUCUGUAUGAAGCAAUGUAGAGUCUGUAGUUCCCUAUUUAUGAGUAGCUCUGGGGUCCUGAGGGACCUCCACUGUGUGCAAUGUGUAGGAGCAGCCCAUGUUGAGGCUUGCAGCCCCAUGGAGGACUGAAAUGGGCCUGGUGGGACUAAGGCAUUGCCCUGCCUGCGGAGAAGAGUGUCCUCUGCCCCGUGGUGGUGGGGCCAAACGUUGUCCUUGCACCAUCCUGCUGUCCAUCUAUGGUCUCUCCCCCUGCCAGACUUCUGGCCAUGGAGGACACUUGUCCCAGUCACUUGGUGGCACCAGAUAUCCUUUAAGAAAGGGUCACAGAUAUGGACUGUAGAGCCCUGGGACAGCCUGGUCCUGAGGCCACCCUGCUUGCUGGCACAUGGUGGUGGCCCUCUUCCCAGCAGGAUGGAGCCAAGCCCUUGUCCUGGGCCAGCCCGUCCCUUGGGUGACUCACUGGUGCUGUCACGGGUCAGGCUGCAGAUGGUGACAAACCUGAUGGAGGUCCCCAGCGCCGAGCUCCCUGUGGGACCAACACUGCCUGGGAGGCUUUGGGGGUUCCCUGGUUUCUGCUGACCUGAAACCCCACUUUCUUACCUUGUUGUUGGCUUGUUGAGUGCUGCUGUUUGCCCCCAUGUUCCUGCCUCCUUCAACACUGACACCGGGCUGGGAGCUGCCUGCUCCGGCUCUGUUGGACUGCUCCAGGGAGGGAGUCCUACUCACCAGCAAGGAUGACACCAAAAGACAAAAUUGUUGCUUUUUUCCUGGACUCUUUCUCCUUUGGGGCUGAGUGGGGAGAGAGAGGACCCUCAUUUGGCUCUGCAGAGUGAGUGGCUUUGGCCACCUCUGGGACUGAGGGAUGUCCUGGAGUGAAGGCUGCUUGGUCCCAGCGCUGAAGGAUGAGUCCCUGCUUUUGAAGGACUCAGCACUGUCAGGUCUCAGCACUUUCAUGGGGUUCAUCUCCUGCUCUGCUGGAUUUGGACUCUGGAAACUGGUGCAAGAUGGUCCCAGGCAGGAAAGGGACGGGGUCAACCUCCCACCUUGCAUCGUGAUGCACUUUGCUGUCGGUGAAGCUGGCAAGCUCCCAGCACUAAAUGUUUAUUUAUAAAAAGAAUGCUAUUAAGUCUAUGUGGAGAGGAAGGGGAAAUACCUGUUUGACUAUAAAUGUUAACUCUGAAUAAACACUUGUCUUGUGUAAGGGAA